GUGGUGUUAUGAAAUGCAAACCAAAACACAAAGUAAAAAGUGCAUUUUCACGAGAGUUUCUUUGAGUUGGGACCGCACAUUUUCAUCAAAACCACAGGAAAAAUGAUGCGCUACGAGGGAAACGAGGAGCUGGCGGAUAAAUCCGCCUGUGCCGGUGUCCGUGCGGAUCUGAAAAUGUGUCUUCUGGCCAGCGAUUGCUGCAAAAAGGAGAAGAAAACUCCCCGCGAAUGUCUGAACCGGACGGAUGGAUCCGUGCCGGAGGAAUGUUUUGUAUUGCGAAACACCUUCUUCGAGUGUAAGCGUUCCAUUCUCGACAAUCGACAACGGUUUCGUGGAAGGAAAGGAUACUGAAAUGGCCAUCGGAUUGUUAAAUCAUUCAAGGCGACUUUGGUGUUUAUUGAAAAUCGUGCAACCCCUCUAACUACGUUAGCGCGUGCCGUUCGGUUGUUGGUAGAAUAUAGCUUAAAGUAAGGAAACUGUAA
Messenger RNA from Anopheles aquasalis, 482 nucleotides. Its product is annotated as cytochrome c oxidase assembly factor 5. Gene Ontology annotation, cellular component: mitochondrion. The record is from RefSeq and is a predicted model, not a curated record. Gene Ontology annotation, biological process: mitochondrial respiratory chain complex IV assembly. NCBI's taxonomy places the organism in Eukaryota, Metazoa, Arthropoda, Insecta, Diptera, Culicidae.